Molecule: messenger RNA, 987 nt
Organism: Mauremys reevesii (Reeves's turtle)
Lineage: Eukaryota; Metazoa; Chordata; Testudines; Geoemydidae
Gene: CCDC12
Product: coiled-coil domain containing 12
Exons: 8
Coding region: 65-604 (179 amino acids)
Cellular component (GO): U2-type spliceosomal complex; post-mRNA release spliceosomal complex
Source: RefSeq, a predicted model, not a curated record
GAGGCCGCUCGAUUGGCCGGGCCUGUCCCCUCCCCCGCGCGGUGCCUGCCGGGCGCUGGGGAAGAUGGCGGCCCCCGUUGCCAACUCGGGCCCCGGCCCGGCUCCCGCGGCCGGCUCCGGCGUGGGGCGGCUGCAGGAGGAGGCGCUGCGGCGGAGGGAGCGGCUCAAGGCCUUGCGGAGCCGGACGGGGGCGCACAAGAAUAAGGACAAUGGUGAACCUGAGAAUAAGCAGUUUAGAGAAGACGACGAAGAGGAUGCCACCAAACACAAGGAGCUCAAGCUGCGAAAUUAUGUUCCUGAGGAUGAAGAUCUCAAGAAAAGGAAGGUGCCUCAGGCCAAGCCAGCCUCAGUGGAAGAUAAGGUGAAAGACCAACUAGAAGCCGCGAAGCCAGAGCCUAUCAUUGAAGAAGUGGAUUUGGCAAACCUCGCCCCCAGAAAGCCAGACUGGGAUUUAAAGCGAGACGUAGCCAAGAAACUGGAAAAACUGGAGAAGAGAACGCAGAGGGCAAUUGCUGAAUUGAUAAGAGAGCGAUUGAGAGGCCAAGAGGAAGAACUGGCAUCAGCUGUUGGAUCGGCGAAGCAGGAAGGAAGUGAUUCUGAUUAAGGAGUACAGCUGAGCACAUGGCAGAACUGUGUAACAUACAAGAGGGGCUGGUGAGCUGUCGUCACUUAAACAGAUGGGGGGUGGAGCCUCCCGUUGCAUGGAGGCUUUGCGGAGGGCAAGAAGAAACCAAUGACUGUACAAAAGAAUCCCGAAAUGGCUGUGCAGCUGGAGAGCUUUCUGCAUGGUCACUAAAAAUGGCCUCGCCUGCAUUCUAGCAGACAGAUUCACGCACGAUUCAUAUUGUUCCCUUUUACUUUCUGAUCCCCCCACAUACAGGAGCUUGUGGAGCACGUGCUGUAUCGGUGGGUUUUGUUACAGAUAAAACUGGGCUGCAACAAGUAUUUUUUUCAUAAUAAAAUGACCCGGCGACGGUGCAAAAUGUC